This is a messenger RNA of Penaeus indicus, 8337 nucleotides long. RefSeq names its product nephrin-like. The transcript is spliced from 24 exons. Gene Ontology annotation, molecular function: cell adhesion molecule binding. Gene Ontology annotation, biological process: cell-cell adhesion. Gene Ontology annotation, cellular component: plasma membrane; cell-cell junction. NCBI's taxonomy places the organism in Eukaryota, Metazoa, Arthropoda, Malacostraca, Decapoda, Penaeidae. The coding region runs from base 915 to 5717 and encodes 1600 amino acids. The record is from RefSeq and is a predicted model, not a curated record.
ACGGGGACAGACUGUUGCUCUUUGUGCUCGCUCUCUCUUCCCAUCUCCGGAGCCUGUGGGACUUACUUCAUCUCGUGCACACUCUGCGCUGAUGGGAUUUCUGUGAUUUCACUUGGAUUUAUGCUACAACGGAUGCGAAACACUGGAGAACGAGUGCAAUUGGUGAUAGAUUCCCAUACGAGUAUAUAGAUAUAAUAAUGUGUUGAUUCUGAAAGGAUGUAUACACCUGAUUGGAAGUGCGGUGACCCCUCGCCCAAGCUGGUUUAGUGUGUGGGUGAAACCCAAUUGUUGAAUUUAUAUUUACAACGUAAAGCUUGCAAGUGAUUCAUUUCUGGAUGUAUAACUAACAGUGCUGAGAGAGGAAAAAAUACGAAGUGCCAAAUCUGUAUCGUGAGUGCAGUGAAUUGGAUUGUGACCAUUUAAUUGUUGUAGACGUAACGCAGUGGCUAAGAACAGACUCGAGGUAAGGGGUAUGUGUAGGUGUCGAGGGCCUCUUGAAUCCCCCAAGCUGCGAGGGCGCCUCAGUCUAAAUCUUGCUCCUCUCGAGGGCGUUUGAGGACGACCUACUCAAGAGGCAACACCCAUCUCGCCCAUCGCGAUAAAGAAAAUAAAUUAAUAAUUAAUUACGAAGUGAUGCCACACAGUGUGAAACAUAAUAUUGAUUCAGUGUGGCACUCCUGAGUUUUGUUGUUGACUCGGAAAAGUAUGAAAACGUUGAUCGAAAACGCAGUGCUUACGUCGUCCGUGUGUUACUGUGUGUGGUUGGGCUAGUCGUUGACGCUGUCUAGUGUUGGUCACAAGCCCAGUGUGAAAUGAUGGGGCGCGAUUUGUGAAGCCCGAAGUAUAGGUAAAUCUGUUCCUCCCGCGGCUAGUAUGAGUGACUGUGUGUUGCCAGCUGUCAGUAUCAUUCCAAGAUGCAGGUGGUGAAGAUUUUACUCCUAGGGACAUUUUGCCUGCUCACCUACGGCGGCGAGAACCAGCUCGCCAGCGGACAACAGCGCCAGCACUUCCGCAACCAACCCGAGGACCAGCACGUGGUCGAGGGCGCCGUGGCCAUCAUCAAGUGCGAAGUCGGGAACCAGAAGGGCCGAGUCCAGUGGGCCAAGGAUGGCUUCGUCCUCGGGUUUAACCGCACGAUCCCGGGCUACCCUCGCUACGAGAUGGUCGGCGACGGCCUCAACGGCGAGCACCACCUCAAGAUCCACAACACGACCCUGCACGACGACGCCGACUACCAGUGCCAAGUAGGGCCGGCGGACGGGCACGACCCCCUGCGCGCCACCGGCCACCUCACCGUCCUCUUGGCUCCGACGAGCAUCGAACUCCUGGGACGAGGCCGCGAGGAGGUCAUCGAGGUCAACGAAGGCGAAGAAAUCACCCUGGAGUGCCAGGUGGAGGACGCCAAGCCCGUCGCGAUGGUCCGCUGGUACAAGAACAACGAGGAGAUACACUUAGCGAAGGAAAUGUCACUGAACAGUGAUGUAUCCGAGAUUGUAUUUCUCCUACGAGUGAACUUUAAUAGUCCUGUGAACUUCUCGUUGGAGGAAGGCUGGAGGGCGGACAUGCAUACGCGUUUGCUUAUGGGUUUGUCUCGCUGGUAUAUAUUACUGAGAACCCGAAGAGACAGGUCGUCAUUGCCCGAGGGAUCCGCGCUGAUGCAACCUAAGGCGCGAGAUCCUCUGACCGACGGGCUGUCACACGAAACGUAUUCCCGAAUCCCCGACGCCGUCUCUUGCGCCGCCGCCGGCCUGCUGGCCUCCGAGGGGCGACCCGGCCCUGCGCUGCUCGCGCCUCCCUUCACAUCUUCCGCGGGUCCAUGUUUCAGCGGGAUUAAUGCUGGCGAUGCUCCCCUGGGCCCGGCCCGCGACGCGAUCAGCAUGAGAUUAAUCCUUAGAAAUAAAUUGUCUCCCGAAACGACAAGAAAAAUCGUCUUCCGAGAUUCCAAGGCGGCGCUUACCCGUUCCGAGAAUCCCCCGGGGCCGCCCGUGAUCACCGGCUACACGGCGGGAGAGACCAUCCGCGCGGGCGAGGAGCGGACCCUGUCGUGCCGGUCGCGGGGAGGGAACCCCCUCGGCCGCGUCGUCUGGUACCGCAACAACGAGAUCAUCGACACGACCGACCGCCCGAUCGGCGCCGAGAGCGUCAACGAAUACAAAUUCAUCGUGGAUUCGGCGGAUAAUGGCGCCAUUUUCACGUGCGAAGUGAGAAACAAACUGACGGAGAAGCCCCUGCUUGCUUCUGUCCAGCUGGACGUGCAGUUUCCUCCCGACAAGGUGGUGGUGACGGGGCCGUCGCAGUCCCGCGUGGGCGAGAACGUCACGCUGACGUGCAUCGUGGAGAACUCGAACCCGGCCGCGGAGGUGUCGUGGGUGGUGGACGGGCAGCCGCGCCCCGAGGCCACGACACGGCGCGAGCGGGCGGGCCCGGGCGGCUGGCACACGGUCAGCAGCCUCGAACUGAGCGUGCCAGCCGUCGACAGGGACAUGAUGUUCACCUGUCACGCUACCAACCAGGCCCUCGGAGAGACCAAGGUCGACACAUACAUGCUCUCGGUCUUGCGUCCGCCUCUGCCGCCGGUGUUGCACGGCUACAGCGAAGGCUCGGGCAUCCGCGUGGGCAGCCAGCAGCGGAUAACCUGCGUCUCGAGGGGCGGCAACCCCCCAGCGCACUUGCAGUGGUACCGAGAUGGCCAGAAAAUUCCUUCAAGGAAGCACAGCAUCGAUGACGUCAGCUCAGCCGAGAUCGAGAUCGUGGCGGAGCCGCAGGACAACGGGGCGCAGUACCGCUGCGAGGCGCACAACAGCGCCGCCUCGUCGCCCGUCAGCAUUUCCACGACGCUCGUCGUCUUCUUCCCGCCGGAGACCGUCAAGAUCAGCCAGAGUCCGCGGCGCCUGAGUGCGGGCAGCCAGGCCAUCCUCACCUGCGAGUCAGGGCCCUCCAACCCGGCCGCCACCAUCACCUGGUUUAGGGGCGACUACAGGAUGGCAGGCCGCCUGCAGGAGACCUCUUCCAGCCUUAAUGGAGGCACACGAGUGACGAACGUGUUAGCGCUCAACCUGACAGCGGCCGACGAUGGUCUCACCUACUCGUGCCAAGCGAAGAACACUGCCUUGCAAAAAGAUGUCACACAGUCUGUCACUCUCCAUGUCAACUACGCGCCGACGUUCCUGGCGGAGCCGCCCGACGUGGUGGACGUGGUGGUCGGCGAGUCGGAGGAGCUGAACCUGACGGCGCGGGCCAACCCUGGCCCCGUCAUCUACACCUGGACGCGCCACGGCCUCCCGCUGCCCGACCCGGUCAUAGACGACUCGUGGCGCGACACCUACGCCCAGCAUCCCGACAUGGGCGGCGCGGGCGGCUCGCGCGUGUCCGCCGUCGGGCCGCUGCUCUACAUCCGGGGGGUCACCGUCGACGACGCCGGCGACUACGAACUGGAGGCGACCAACCAGGAGGGGGCUACCGUCGCCAAGGUUUACCUCAAUGUUCAGUAUCCUCCCACCAUCAAGUACACGUCGGAGAUGGUGACCGUCUCCGAGGGCCAGGACGCCCACCUCGAGUGCGCCGCCGACGGCAACCCGCUGACGGAGGCCAUGAUGGCGUGGCGCCGCGACGAAUACGACUUCACCAAGACGGAGCAGAUUUUCGGAGGGAAGAAGGCGACGCUUACAGUGCUGCGAGCUAACCGAAACGACACGGGCGUGUUCACCUGCGAAGUGAACAACGGCAUCGGCAGAGUGGCCACCUCCAACAUCACACUCGUGGUGAAAACGAAGCCAAUAGUGGAACGCUCGCAGCUGCUGGACCGCGCGGCCGCCGAGAAGGGCAAGAGGGGCGAGCUGCGGUGCCUGGCCGAGGGCGCCCCCGACGUCAGCUUCUCGUGGAAGAGGGACGGCCUCCUGCUCUCCAACGGCGCCAGGCCCGAUAAGUACGAGAACGAGACCGUCAGGACGGGACUGGUGUCCUGGGCGUCCACCUUCUACAUCAGGAACGUGCACGAGGACGACUACGGCCGCUACGAGUGCAUCGCGGAGAACGAACUCGGGGCGUCCACCUUCACCGUGCGAUUCAUCAAGCCCACGGGCCCCGACCCCCCGCUGUCUCUCAAGGUGGUCAACACGACCCACGACACCGUGACCCUGGCUUGGAAACCUGGCUUCGACGGCGGCAAAACUCAGUACUUCCGCCUCCGGUACCGCACCAAGGACAGCACUUCGUAUCAGUACCUCGACGUGUACGAGGCCGGGGUGGACGUGUACACGGUGAUGCACCUCAGCCUCAACACCGAGUACUAUUUCUCGAUCAUGAGUUACAACGACAAGGGCGACAGCGAAUACCGCGGCGAAUUCGUGCGGGCGACCACGCGCAGCGAGGCCCCUCCUACGCCUGUGCCCUCGUCCAACGUGGGCAAGGAGGCCUCAACCAAGCUACCUGGCCUCUGGGUCGUCAUCAUAGUACUCGUUGCCACUGCAUUGCUUGCUCUCAACGUUUCUGCCAUUGUCUGUAUAGUUAGGCGGAGGAGGAACAAGCGGGCUUCUCCCCCCACCAAGAAGACUCCGCCGCCGUCUGUGUCGUCGACCAUGGCCAAACCCAUGCCGCUCUCUGUCACGCAGGGCCAGCCCCUUUUAGGCGACCGGGAACUCCUAUUAAACCAAGUUCUCGGAGGUCGCGGAGACCUUCCCAAGCUGAUCAUCAUUGUUGUAGCCAUCGUCGGCACCAUGAUUGUGAUACUCAACAUUGCCCUCGUCAUCUGUCUAAUACGCAGAAAGCGUGGGAAGAGACGAGAUGAUGAAGGCAGCGACCAGGCGAGCAGCAAGAGCACGACCAACACCAUGUACGCCCCCUCUUCGUACAACGACACCGUGGUGGGCGAGACGCUGUCGUCCAUCUCCGAGAAGAGCCGCGAGUCCUACACGCAGGAGGACUCCGUCGUGGACUAUGAGGAUGGUCCUCAGUACUUUCCCUCAGGGCACGCCCCGUCAGCUCACUUACUUCCGGCACAUAUUCUCCCCGGUCGCCUCGUACCGGGCCAGGUCUUUUUGUACGACCAGUAUGACCUUCUGUACGACUGCGAGCAGACUCACAAGCACGCCGCCUCCACGUACCUCAUCGACCAGAUUGAGCCUCCGCCGGAGUACGCGAGCCAGACGCCCUCGCAGCCUUCCAGCGCCGCCUACGACCCGCACGAGGACGACUACGCUGAGGUUCUUCGCAGGAACGCUUACAACCAUCAGCUGGGUAAAGUCACCCCACGCCCCCCCUCCCGCGCCACCCACUACAGCACCUCCCCCGAAAACCGCGGUUACCUCAGCUUUUCCUACACGCCCUCCCCCACGGGCGUCCCCAACGGCGCCGCCCAGUACCACGCGGGGGGUCCUUCAGUCACGUUGGGCCUCCACGAUCACGCCCACGGCUAUCCUGCUGACAUGGGCAACCUGAGCAUGGAGGGCGUGGACCACGCUCACGCUCUGCAGUCGUUGGGCCUCGACUCCGACCCCCCGCCCUCCCUGGGGCUCGAGCAGCACUCCAUUCCUUCCGAACACCCCAGCCUUACGCUCGACCCCCACUCCAUUACUAUAGACCAUCCCGUUAUCGCCGUGACAGACUUCUCCAACAGAAACGGAGACUUGAGAGUCCAGCCGACCAGCCUCUCCACCUUCAACCCUAAUCCCUCGCCCUCGACCUUCAGUGAAUCAGACCUUGAAGGCCACUUGGUAUGACUGUAAGCACGCCCGCUGUCAACAGUAAGGCGGGUACCUGCUUACCUUCUCAAGAGUCCCUGGGUGCGCCGGCUCUGCGAACGACCAUGACCCGUUUUCUGUGGAUCCAGAAGAGGGGAAACUAGAGCACUAAAAUCACAUUUGCAAAACCCAAGAAGGAAAUGCACCCAAGAUGUCAGGGAUACUUAAAUAUUCGCUGAUUUGCUUGAAUAACCAAAGAAUAAUGACUUAAUGCAUUUCAGUAACGCAUGUAGGUACUUUAUGCGGUUAUAAGAGUAUAAUGGCUUUAAAAUGCAUUUUGCAUAAUACAUGCAUGAAUUUUGUCAUGAUCAUGAAUGUGAUCUUGUAUGUUGUUUAUUUACCCAGUGUGAUUGGGUGCAGAGUUGAUCUAAGUAUGUAAUUUCCGACAGCAUGAAAAGGACAUUUAUUAUGAUCAAAAAUCAUAAUCUGUGCAAACAGCAAUUAAUUCCUGUUGUCACGCCUGUCAGGUUGGACUGUCUUUCCACAACUUGAAGUCUGGAGUAUAAAUUAGUUAUCAAAAAACACCGAUAUAUUUUGAAAGACAAAAGGAACUGUGAUGCAUUUCUUUAUUUCUACUUUAUGUGCGAAAUACCAGUGACGAAAUUGACAUAGGAUGUUUAACAAGCUGCGUGUCUCAGUGUUAGUGUGAUUGUUCAGAGUCUGGCACCAAACAGAAUUAAUCGAGGAACUAAGCAAUGUUUGUAAUCAAUGUUUUCUAUAUACAUAGGCGUGUAUACAAUGCCUAACACAUGUAUAUUAAAUAUCGCCUAUGUUACAACCCCCGCCGUACAGUGUAUAAGACUGGUCCAGAGGGCCAGUUCCUUCUCGAGAAAUAGAGUAAAGAAAAAGAGUGAAAUAAUUCCUGAGAAAGUCAUUUUCUCUUGUUGGCCUAAAAGGAUUAAAUGGUGAGACUCCCUGACUGCGGCCCACCUGGGUGCCGCCACGGAAUGACAAUGUCUGCUUUGGUGAAGUUGGACGGAAUCCCGCCGAUUAGUCUGCCACGUCGUUGUCGACGUCGCCCGAGAAUAUUCUCGGGAGUAAUCGGCGAGCGAGGAGGAGAGAGCUGACCAGGAACCGAGGCUAAUCUUCGUGCGAGGACGGAACCUUGAAGAAGGAAUGAAUCACAUCAAAGUACAUUUAUCGGUGCGUCAGUUACAGAGCUGAAACGAUUGAUUGUUACAAAACUGUGUAUUUGCAUACACUGCUAAGAAACACACACGUACGCAUACGGACUUUAACAGCAUUGGAACAAAAACCAGUGAGGCUUUUUGUUGCAUCCAAAUAAUUAUGCUAAUGCCAAAACCUCACGAUUCCCUUGGUAAAAUUGGAAAAGUCUGCGGAGUCAAGAAGCCUCAUUUCCUUAUAUUCUGCCAUCAGGCACCUACAGCAAGUAGGGUUACAGUGACCAUAAAGACGCUCAUUUGAGCUCUGUAUGCGUUACAUAACUGGGGCUUCCGUCUCUCUGUUGGUGUGACAUAGCUUUCUAUUCAGACCAACCGAGGAACCAUUGAUCGCAUGGAAUGAGAGUAAUAUCCGUGUUGGAAAUCAAGUUCUAUACACAACUAUAAGAAUAAAACAAUCUAAAAUCAGAACUGGAAAUAGCCUGGAAUGGCACGAAAGCAUCGGUCUCAGGGGAAGAAAGCAUCGGCAUUUCGUCGGCACAAGAACCUCGUGAUCAACAGAUAGAAAUACGAGGCUUAACCCAUGUUCGCCUUGAGGAGUUCCGGAUCUCCUGUCUGCUCUCUGGAACUGACACACAGAUUUGUGCAUUUAGUCUUUUUCUUCCUUCCUUCCUUCUUCCCUCCCUCUUUCUAUCAAAUGUACGGCGCCAACUGGGGUAUCAUCUUGUUUAGCUCCUGUUACCAACAUAUAUGUAACAACACUGAAGACACUUCCUGUGUUCUGUUAUAUUGAAAAAAAAAUGUGUAGAUAUGUACUUACAAGACAGAGUUUAUUGAAUAUAAUAAUUUAUGUUGUAAAGAGGAAAGCAAAGAUGAAAACUGUCAUCCCCUUAAAAUUUGGAAUUUGUAUAGUUGUAUUGUAUAUGUGAAGACCUGUACGACUUAUGUUUCCGGACACUAUCCUAGGAACAGGAUAUUGUCUGUACCUCAUAUACGAAAGAACUGAUGCAGACUCCCCCUAUUCGUGCGUGGCCUGACUGCAGGAACCUUAAAGGAAACGAGUCCUUUAGGAUAAUUUUUUAUUAAUUUACGAAAGUUUGCUAAACCUCAGGUUCACCGAACAUGUCAUUCACGGGCUCAAAUGCUUAAUGUAUAAGUGGACUAGUGAAACUUUGUAAAGGUGUGCUUUGUAAAGCAAGCCUCUUGCCAGAGCCUACUAGAAUCUACUAGUUGACAUUCAAUCCAACAGCUGCAUAAUAACGAAGUUACUGUGUACUACUGUGUACUAGAAGAUCCCAUUUUGAUACUCCAUUUUUCUAUACAUGAGAUAUUUAGGACAGAUUACGCCAUAAUAUUAAAGUGGAGCCAGUGUGACUCCCUCCUAUAUUUAUACGUAUACAUGUAAGUAUAUGUAUGAAUGCAUAUAUACAUAUAUAUUGUGUGCAUAUAUACAUGUGUGUAUAUGGAUAUAAAUACAU